AUGGAACAGUCGACGGGGUUGAACAAAAUGGCCCUCAGCUGCUUUCGCACGAAACAGUGCGUCCACUAUUUGAGAGGCAAUUGCAACUUCACGGACUCCAAAUGCCUGUACAGCCACCAGUCGAUUUGCGUACGCCGGUGCCCCUUCUACCUUUCCGACACCUCGUAUAUCCGUUACCUUCCGCUGCUAUGCAGAAACGUAGUAUUCGGGCCGAAGUUCGAGGUCAUUGAGAUGAAUUGCCCGCACGGAAACGAGUGCGUAUUUUCGCACUGUAUCGACGAGCUGUUGUACCACCCGAACUUCUACAAAAUAAUCCCCUGUAAGGAUCACCUCCUUGGGUUUUGCGGUCAAGGCUACUGCCCAUUUGUGCAUGACAAGAGCGAGCAGCGUGCCCUGCGGCACUAUAAGUUGCCGUUCGCGAAGGGGGUCAAGAUUCCGCACAUCAAGCACAUCACGGUGGUCGACAGGAUUGUACGCAAGAAGCCGAGGACCGAUGCCAGGAAACCCAAUAAACCGUCGCGCGCACCGUUUAUAAGCAGGGCUAGCACAUGCAGCGGUCCGAAGGAGGAAUCCGACUGCUUCGAUGAACACCUUAAUAGGCUGCUGAUGAACAUGCGCCUCACACCACUGCAGGGACCCACGCGACAGGACACCGAUGUAUGGAACGGUUUGAUCGAUUUCUGA
Messenger RNA from Babesia bigemina, 684 nucleotides. RefSeq lists its product as hypothetical. The coding region runs from base 1 to 684 and encodes 227 amino acids. The transcript has a single exon. The record is from RefSeq and is a predicted model, not a curated record. NCBI's taxonomy places the organism in Eukaryota, Apicomplexa, Aconoidasida, Piroplasmida, Babesiidae. Gene Ontology annotation, molecular function: metal ion binding.